UCCAUGGUAACACCUUUGUUGUCGCUAACUGAACUCUCUCUGCAAUUAGACAUGGAGGAUCAGAAGAAUCAAACUUGUGACUUUUACCGCACCGAUCCGGAUCUGCCAGAGAGAUUCAACAACCCUGAAUUUUUCAACACUUUCAGGGCGAGGAAGACUCAUCCUUUAUAUUGGACCUGGAACCAAACAUACGGCAGCAAGAAACCAACAGUUCAUGAGAUGCAGACUGGUUUCAAAGUGAUGUCUCACCACUUCUCAGAAUACUACCUGCGGUUUGGGAUGCAACGUGAUCAGGGCUUCAACACGGCAGUGGACCGGAGCCGGGUCAUGCAUCCCAUGGAAACCCAGAACAAGAGAUACCAGCUGCAGCACUUGUAUCUCUAUGGACACCAAUGCAGAGCGUCCAGCAAUAAAUAACUCCCUGCUCUCUGAAA
This is a messenger RNA of Gambusia affinis (western mosquitofish), 434 nucleotides long. It is a transcript of the gene pierce1, whose product is annotated as linkage group 03 C9orf116 homolog. The transcript has 3 exons. Lineage: Eukaryota; Metazoa; Chordata; Actinopteri; Cyprinodontiformes; Poeciliidae. Bases 4 to 417 code for a protein of 137 amino acids. The record is from RefSeq and is a predicted model, not a curated record. Gene Ontology annotation, cellular component: axonemal microtubule. Gene Ontology annotation, biological process: axoneme assembly.